Molecule: messenger RNA, 655 nt
Organism: Symsagittifera roscoffensis
Lineage: Eukaryota; Metazoa; Xenacoelomorpha; Acoela; Convolutidae
Exons: 4
Coding region: 1-639 (212 amino acids)
Source: RefSeq, a predicted model, not a curated record
AUGCCAGAUAGAAUCAUUUUUGUCAAAACAUCUUUUGAUCAAUUCGUUAUAAAAAGUGAAAAAAGACUCUAUCGAGCAGGUGGCGUGUGGUACAAAAAUAACUGCACUCAGAAGGCGGCCUUCAUUCCUGUCCUGACUUCAAUCUUCGUCCUACUCCUGAUUGGCUCAUUCCGAAUGACAUUCUUCGGGAUUGAUGCAACAGACAAACGCAGCAGGUGUGCUCCAUCAUGGACAAAUGUGUUCAUUCAGAACACGCGUGAAGUGGUGGCCAUCCCGACCAUAACUAUCAUGGCCCUUCUGACUGUGACUUUGGUGACAAUGUUGCAACGGAGAGUCAAACAAGUCAAGAGUCGAGUGGCGGCCGCUGACACCAACAAUACUACUGUGCAGAGAUCGGACAACAAAGCUGUGACUAGAGGACUGAUGGUUUACUGCGUGUUGUAUACCGUAUUUGCGUUCGGCCAGCAAACUUUGCUCUUCAUACACAACCGGGGACUGACGUCAAAUAACUUGGUCGUGACCAUGGCUCAUAUUCUCUCUUCAGUGGGCGCAUUUGCUAGAGCAUUCAGCUACCUGGCCAUACCUACAAUGCGCAAAGCGCUCAAAAAAACUGUCAACAUCAUUUGUUCAUCCAAGUAAUUCUUCACUCAAGAAA